UGCCUAAUGGCAGAUGCUACUAACAUUACAGCAUUGGUCUAGAGGAAAUGGCGGCCAAAAUCGCACAAUAUUUUACGACGUUGUGGUCUAUAAAUCAGUACGUUUAAACCACCAACAGCUCAUCCAAUAAACUGACCUAGCCAUAUCUCAAGAUAAGGAUGAUCGUUUAGGGUAGAACGAGGCAAAACUCAAGAGAAUCUGGUCUGACAUAGUCGUUAACCUACUUGUGAAUGGUUCAUUGAAGCGUUGUAUUAUUGUAGUCUUCUACUAGUAAAAAAAGUUUCUAAUUACUUUCCAAAAGUGGCUCAGAGGACACCAUUCGAGUGAAGAAAAGACUUAAAGGAUUCAGUACAUUAUUUAGUUAUCAAUUCAACGAUAUUUUGGGCUCGAAAUUCAACGCAAGUCACAAACACGUCGUGGUUGACAUUGGACUAACACUCAAAACAUCCAGUUUUCAUUUCACGCUUCGUAAAUAUUCACUGGCUUUCAAGAAUUUCUGCUUAAAAACCGUGAAAAUUUACUAAAUUUAAUCGYAUUCUGUAUUUUCUGAGAAGCUACAGCCAUAUUGUUUGUGGAAGUAUCUUUUUAAAACGAUUUGAAAUGUGCCUGUAGAGGACUAAAGGUUCAGUUUGUUUACGUAUUAGGAAAUCCAAGUAAGAUUAYAAACUUUGAAGGGAAAAUUACCUGUCAUUUCGACAGUAAGCUUAUCUGUUUGCAUCCUGAUGACAUUUUGAAGUCCAUAUAUCCUAUUACUUAACUACUGGAUUGCGAAAAAAAAGUUUGCCUGGCUUUAUUUGGUAUCCCGCGACCGUAAUGUGUGUUGGACUUCGGUGCGUAUCCCACAAGAUUUGAGAGAUUUUUUUAGAUAAAAAAUCUGACAAUUCAGUAUGGCUUUCCUAUAAUUUGGAGCCGUCAUUGUGAUGUCAAAAGCUUCAAAAUGUCAAGGAUUUCCUCGAUCUUUGGAUUCGAAUAAAUUAGAAACUUUGGUAUCAAAUAAUUCACAGACAGUCGAGACAGUCGACAUCACUUCUACCAGACAAGAGACUACCAUGCCGUCAAAUAAUAACCCCGAAAGCAAUCCUACUGCUUUACCAAAUGGUCAUGCUGUCAACCAAAAUGGAUCCGUUAAAUCAAAGCAUGUUAAAGCUAGGAAGAAGUUAUCUCUGCCUGUUGGUGAUAGCGCUGUAUCUUCAGAAACUCUUCCUCCUCCAAAGAGUUCGUGGCUUUUGAGGUUAUUUGAAUCGAAGUUAUUUGAGAUGUCUAUUGCGAUUGCUUACUUAUUCAAAUCCAAGGAGCCUGGAGUAUUGACGUAUCUUGGAAAUAAGCUUUUUUCACUAAAGGAUGAUGAUGUCAGUUUUUAUCUCCCUCAACUUAUUAAUAUGUAUAUUCACAUGGAUGAGGUGUCUGAGGUCAUACAACGAUACAUGGUUGAAAGAUGCAAGAGAAGUUUCUCAUUCUCACUUCAGGCUGCUUGGUUAUUAGAAGCCCACUGUGCAGAUGGUUGGCUACCUACUAAAGAACAUGCCAGAGGAAUGAGACUAAUACAGAUUAUUAAACAUGAAAGUGCAAAACCAAAAUCACCUUUGGGACCACCCAGCAAUAUAGGCCCACCAUCCCCAGUGUCUCCUGUUACAGGGACUUCUACACCAUCAAAGAAGACACAUCACAGGUCCAAGUCUGAUGCUACAGCAGCAAUUGUUGCUUCCACUAGAAUAAUGGAGGCACACGAGUAUGAAGGAAGCUAUAGCAAUGACUUGAGGUAUGGUCAUGCUUUUGAAGGAUAUUGCCGCAGGCAUACAUCUGCACCAUCAGCCAAUGCUUCAUCACCCUCCCUCAUUGAGCUAGCAAAGGCCGCACAAAACAGUUGUAAUUGUCAGAAUGCACGGYUCUCAGCAGAGAGGGAAUUCAUAUCAGCAUUAAUAGCUGUUGGCAAGAGACUUCAGGCCUUACCAACUAAAGACUUAAAAACAUCAAGAUUAUUUGCAGAGCUUUCACUUCUUAAUCUCAAUUUACCUGCAAAAGUCAGUCUUCCAGUUCAUACGUGGGUUGGAAGUCAUUAUGUUGUCAGAAUACCACAUACUGCAGCUGUAGUACUUAACUCCAAAGACAAGGCACCAUAUUUUAUCUAUGUGGAAGUACUUUGUACAGAAAAUGAAAAUGAACCUCUUCCUUCCAAGAGAUUUGAGAGUUCUUUAAGACAAACCAGGUCAGAGGAGCACUUACCAACAUACUGCCGUUCAGAAUCUGUUAAAUUUACAAUUAACUCAUUAGAUUCUGAUGAUGAGUGUUGGUCAGCAGACAUUGGGCAGAGUGCUGCACAGGAGUCUGCACCACCAGUUAAAAGUGAAGCAAAUGGAACAGAGGACACAUUUGUAGCCGCAGCUGAUAUCAGAAGAAGAUUGUCUGAACAGAUUCAGACACCGACCAGGCAGUUUAAACGAGACCCAGAGGAUCCAUCAGCAUCUGUUCUGAAAGAGCCUUUUGAAGAGAAAGAACGUAGAAUCAGAGAGACCUCUCCCUAUGGUCAUCUUCCUAACUGGAAGUUACUGCCAAUGAUUGUGAAAUGUGGAGAUGAUUUGAGACAGGAACUUUUAGCUUACCAACUUCUAAGACAGCUACAGGCAAUAUGGAAACAAGAAAGAGUUCCAUUGUGGUUACGACCAUUUGCAGUGGUUGUGACAUCCAAUGAUAGCGGACUCAUCGAACCCAUCGUCAAUGCAGUAUCUCUGCAUCAAAUCAAGAAACACAGUCAAAUGUCUUUAUUAAACUACUUUAUGAAGGAACAUGGUGAAGUCAAUUCAGAAGCAUUUCUUACAGCACAGCGGAACUUUGUAGAGAGCUGUGCAGCGUAUUGCCUGGUGUGUUAUAUACUUCAGGUUAAAGACAGACACAAUGGGAACAUCCUACUGGAUAACGAGGGUCAUAUCAUCCACAUCGACUUUGGUUUUAUCCUCUCAAGUUCACCAGGAAAACUUGGCUUUGAAAAUUCUCCAUUCAAAUUGACACAUGAAUUUGUAGAGGUGAUGGGUGGUAUGGACAGUGACAUGUACAACUACUUCAAGAUCCUCAUGUUACAAGGAUUCUUGGCUGCUCGUAAGAAUAUGGACAAGUGCUUAGAGAUCGUGGAAAUUAUGCAGACGGGUUCUAAUCUACCUUGUUUCAUCAACGGUCCUUCUGCCACACGAGGCAUGCGUGACCGUUUCCACAUGAACUUGACUGAAGAGCAGCUUGAUACUCUAGUCAAUGGCAUGGUAGAGACCAGCAUAUCCUCACUUACUACCAAAUUAUACGAUGGCUUCCAGUAUCUAACCAAUGGAAUUCUAUAGAAAAGACUAGGGAAAUCCCACCAGACUCGAAGAAAUCAGCAGAGCGCCUCUUGAUUAAUAAUGUUUACGUGGCUUCGAGUAUCUAAUCAAUAGAAAUUCUAUUAAAAAUCCUAUGAAAAUCCCAACAGAUUUGAACAAGUCAACAAUGGACAACCUGGUGGUUGAAAAGACCGCCUCUGUAUUGAUUAAUAGUGAUUUUUAUAGAGGAUUUCUAAGAACAUUGGAACGAUAUGCAAAGGACAGCCCAGUGACAACAAUGGGUGCCAAACAGCUAAAAAGCUGAAGGCAUUGAUUUAUGGUGUCUUAUUUGGAAGUCAAGGUUACUUGAAUGAGAUAUAAAUGGCAUGACAGCCAUGGCAUCAGUUGAUGCCACUGCUGAGAAAAACGAAGACAACGCACGUGCAUUGAUUGAUAGUGCUGUAUAUAUAGAAGAUCAAAUUACUGGAAUAGAAUACAAAUGAGAAUCGGGACAUCAAUAGAUGCCAUUCGUCGAAUAAAUGCUUCUUACAGUAUGGAAAAUGAGGACAAAAUACUGAUAAAAUAGAGUGUAAAGGAUGGCUCAAUAGAUGAUCGAAGCAGAAAUAUAUCUGAUAGUAUAAUGUUUAAAAAAUAUUUUUGCUGCUUGUAGGACAAAACUUGGGGAUUGAUUCUUUUGGUGAGCAGUGCUCAUUGCAACUCAUGUCGCAACUGUUAUGCGACAGGAAAUAACUUAAAGGCGCAAUUAAAUGGAGCAAUUUCCCUUGCAACUUGUCAUGCAAAAGCGUUGUGACACAAGUUGCUAGAGUGUUUGCACUGCCUCUCGCAACGAUUUCUGCAACUUGUCUUGCAACAUUGUUUUCAAAUUGUUCUGUAAGUUAAACAUUGUAUGCUCCUUAACGCCGUUGCGAGAUAAGUUGCAGAGAAAAUUGCUCCUUGUAGUCGCGCCUUUAGCUUCACAGACCAGGAUUGCUCCACUAGAAAGUGUCUCUUGCCGCUUGCCUCGCUAUUUUGUUGCGUCUUAAAAGAAAAAAUGGGACGAUGCUGCUUUAGAAAGUAUUCCUUACAACUUCUGGCAAUUUUGUUAAGCAAUGAAAAAAAUCCAUGUAGUUACAUAAGGCCCUGGCUAAACGAGGACAUGUUUCCAGAAACAUGUUUUCUUAAAUGUUUCCAAAGGUGGCAAAACUGUCCGGAAACAUCUGGAAACGUUUGCUCACUAUCGGUUAGCGUGUGCGCACUUUCAAGAUAGAGCUAGCGUUGCUAAGUAACGAACUUUUAGAAUGUUGACUUUCGUGGCUAAACGAGGAAACAUUGGGAAGCAUCGUUUCCAUGCGUCUUGGAAGCAUGAAAUGUUUCUGUCUUCACAGCAGAAACAUUUUUGCGUCUUGGAAGCAAAAUUUGCUGCACGUAGCAAUGUUUCGCAUGUGGCUUGGAAACGUCGGGGAACAUGCGCGCGGGAAACAUGUUUCUGGAAACUUGUUUCCCCGUUUAGCGAGGGCCUAAAACUUCUUUGUCUUCGUGCUGCACAUGUCUUCGCAUUACAGACCCUGUGUCAUUCCUUAGAGUACCAAAUUUUUGUUUGCGCAGGAGAUGGAUACAACUAAAAAAUUGCAGCUACGCUUCAAAUUCAAAAUUGCGAGAUAAGUUGUAAGAAAAAUUAUCCAAUAAAGGAACUGAGUGGUCGGUAACCAAGAAUUUGAGCUUUUAUUGAUACUGUUCUAAAGAUUAUAGAUUUUAUUGGUAUUAAAGAUCAUGAUAUAUGAA
Molecule: messenger RNA, 5066 nt
Organism: Actinia tenebrosa (Australian red waratah sea anemone)
Lineage: Eukaryota; Metazoa; Cnidaria; Anthozoa; Actiniaria; Actiniidae
Product: phosphatidylinositol 4-kinase beta
Biological process (GO): phosphatidylinositol-mediated signaling; phosphatidylinositol phosphate biosynthetic process
Cellular component (GO): membrane; cytoplasm
Molecular function (GO): 1-phosphatidylinositol 4-kinase activity
Source: RefSeq, a predicted model, not a curated record